AUGUCUUUAAGUUUACAAUCAGUUAUAGCUCCAUUGCCUGCUACUGAACGUAAUUUUACUACUCAUCUAUCUUAUGAUGAGGCCACCAAUUCCAUUGCGUAUCCAUGUGGUAAGUCUGCCUUUGUUAGAUCAUUUGAUGACGAUAGUGUGGUUCAAUUCACUGGACAUACUUCUGCAAAUGUAACAGUUGUUAAGUUUUCUCCAAUUAAAAACUCCCAAUAUUUAUGUUCUGGUGAUAGUUCUGGUAAAGUAAUUGUUUGGGGUUGGAGCCGUGACCCUGAAACGAAGUUAGUCGAUAUUAAUAUUAAAUCUGAGUUCCAAGUCUUAGCUGGUCCUGUCACCGAUAUUUCUUGGGAUUUUGAAGGUAAAAGAUUAUGUAUUGUCGGUGAAGGCCGUGACAGUUUUGGUGCUUUCCUUUCUUGGGAUUCUGGGAAUUCCUUAGGUGAAUUAUCUGGUCAUUCAAAGAGAAUCAACGCCUGUCAUUUCAAACAAUCAAGACCAAUGAGAUGUAUCACUGUAGGUGAUGAUAGUAGUGUGGUGUUUUUCCAAGGUCCACCUUUUAAGUUUAGUUCAAGUGAUAGAACACAUCACGAUCAAGGUAAAUUUAUCAGAGAUGUCCAAUUUUCACCAAAUUCUGGAGAUUUUGCUGUCACUGUUGGUUCUGACAGAAAAAUCUGUUGCUUUGAUGGUAAAACAGGUGAAUUCAUCAAAUACAUAGAAGAUCCAAAUGAAGAAAUAACUGCUGGUAUUUUUGCUUUAAGUUUUGUCGACGAAACUAAAUUCGUUACUGCUAGUGCAGAUGCUGUCAUUAGGUUAUAUGAUAUUAAUGAAUCAAAAGUUUUACAAAAAUGGAGUUUACCAGAAAAAAGUGUUGCAAACCAAUUAGUUGGUGUUGUAACAGCCAAGGGUGGUCAAAUCAUUGCUUUAAGUUUAGAUGGUAAACUAAAUAUUUUUAAGAUUGGUGAAAGCGAUGCUAUUAGAACUAUUAAAGGUCACAAUAAAGGUAUUACUGCACUAGCCGUUAACCCACUAAUUUCAGGUUCCUACGAUGGCAGAGUUAUUGAAUGGUCUGAUGACAACUCUAAAAUUAAACAAAAUGAUGAACAUAAUAAUUUAGUUGUUUCUAUAGAUAAUAGCGAUGCAACUCAAAUUGCUACCGUAUCGUGGGAUGACACUUUAAGAGUGAAUGCAACUGUUAAGCAUAACUUUGCAUCACAACCAAUGGUAGCCACUUCUGAUGAUAAAAAUAGUGUCACUGCUGUCAUUACUGCUGAUGAUAUUUUAUAUGUUGUCAACUCUCAAAGUGGUGAAAUUGUUCAAGAAAAACAAUUAGCUGAUACUGCCACAGCAGUUGGUUUGACUGGAAGUUUAGUCGCCGUUGGUUAUGAAAAAUCAAGAGAAAUUGAAGUCUUCAAAUCAUCUGAUUUGAAUGAAUCCUAUAAACUAACUCAACCACUACAGGCCACCCCAUCUUGUUUAUCUAUAUCACCAUCUGGUUCCUAUUUAGCUGCCGGUGACGUCAUGGGUAAAAUCGUUCUAUAUGAAUUAAGCACAAAAUCAGUUAAGACCUCUAGAUGGAGUUUCCAUACAUCACAAAUUACUUCUAUUGAAUGGAGACCAACUGAUGAAGAUGACGAGGAUUAUGUAGUUACAGGUUCUACCGACACAAACAUCAUUAUUUAUUCUGUCAAGAGAACAAUGAAGACCAUAAAAUACCUGAAUGCUCAUAAAGGAGGUGUUACUUGUGUGAAAUGGAAAGAUGGAGAAACGGUUGUUAGUGCUGGUACAGACGCUUGUAUUAAACAAUGGUCAGUAGAUUUCAGUUAA
Molecule: messenger RNA, 1827 nt
Organism: Tetrapisispora phaffii CBS 4417
Lineage: Eukaryota; Fungi; Ascomycota; Saccharomycetes; Saccharomycetales; Saccharomycetaceae
Gene: AIP1
Product: Aip1p
Exons: 1
Coding region: 1-1827 (608 amino acids)
Biological process (GO): positive regulation of actin filament depolymerization; actin filament depolymerization
Cellular component (GO): cortical actin cytoskeleton
Molecular function (GO): actin filament binding
Source: RefSeq, a predicted model, not a curated record